Messenger RNA from Anoplopoma fimbria (sablefish), 8318 nucleotides. Its product is annotated as ADAMTS-like protein 3. Gene Ontology annotation, molecular function: metalloendopeptidase activity. Gene Ontology annotation, biological process: extracellular matrix organization. The record is from RefSeq and is a predicted model, not a curated record. Lineage: Eukaryota; Metazoa; Chordata; Actinopteri; Perciformes; Anoplopomatidae. Gene Ontology annotation, cellular component: extracellular matrix.
AUGCCAGGACCCGCCCAGAGCAUAGAGAACCAGGGGGAGGUCCAGGGGGUCCCCUUCCAUUCGCUAUCAACUUUAGUUGGGGCUCACCCAGCUGUAGAGAGAGACCCAGACUUGGGGACAUUUCUGAUGAAGAUGGAGUCAUUUAUCUUCUGGAGGGUUAUCUUCAUCUUCUCCACGCUUCCCUCUGUCCAGUGUGCAGAGAGUCAGCCCCAGAGAGCAGUGUUCCUGCCAGAGUUCGCCCUCUCACCUCAGGGCAGCUUCAUGGAGGAUGCUACGGAAGAUCAGCUUCUAACCUACAAGUAUGACGACCAGGCCUCCAGGACGACUCGCUCUGAUGAAGACAGGGAAAUGGGGUGGGAUGCCUGGGGCCCCUGGAGUGAGUGCUCCCGCACCUGUGGAGGAGGAGCCUCCUACUCCCUACGACGCUGUCUCAACGGAGGAAGCUGUGACGGCAAAAACAUCCGCUACAGAACGUGUAGCAACAAGGAUUGCCCAGCAGAGUCAGGUGAUUUCCGGGCCCAGCAGUGUUCAGCCCAUAACGACAUCAAGUACCAGGGUGUCACCUAUGAGUGGUUACCAUCGCCCUAUGACCCCUCAGCACCCUGUGCACUGCGCUGCCAGGCUAAAGGGAGGAGCCUCACUGUUGAACUGGCCCCAAAGGUGCUGGAUGGGACACGAUGCCGGGCCGACGCUCUAGACAUGUGCAUCAGUGGAGUGUGUCAGGAGGUGGGCUGUGAUCGACAGCUGGCCAGUGGUGCCAGGGAGGAUAACUGUGGCAUCUGUAGUGGGGAUGGCUCCACAUGCCGGCUGGUACGAGGACAGGCCCUACCCCGCCUUACUCCAGAACAACCUAUGAAGACAGUGCUGGAGAUGACAUCAGGAAGCCGCCUUCUCAGACUCAAUGCCAAAGGACCUGAUAUAAUAGUUAUCGAAGCCAUCUCUCUUAAGGGGAGAGUGGAGGAGGCCAGUCUGGUGUCUACAGGCUCCUAUGUGAUAGGAAACACCUCCGUGGACUUCCAGAGAGGGACGGACAGGCAGACACUCAGGACGCACGGCCCCCUCAAUGCUGAUUUCAUCAUCAAGAUGAGGUAUGGAGGCUCUAAGGACACAGUUGUCCAGUUUCUCUACUACCAGCCCAUCAGGUACCAGUGGAGAGAGACUGACUUCUUCCCCUGCUCGGUUACCUGUGGAGGAGGCUAUCAGCUGAACUCUGCAGAGUGCACAGACAUCCGAUCCAACCAGACUCUGCCCGAGCAUCAUUGUAACAGCUAUCCUGAAAACACCAAACCCACACCAAAACUCAAGGAGUGCAAUAUGGACCCCUGUCUGGAGAGUGAUGGAUUUAAAGAGGUGAUGCCAUAUGACCAUUUUCAACCUCUGCCUCGAUGGGAGCAGGGCCCCUGGACCCAGUGCUCAGUGUCCUGCGGUCCAGGUGGUGGCUGGCAGGUUCGCAGCGUGCUGUGCGUGGAGGAGGACACGCAGGGACAGUUCUCCCAGGUGGAGGAGUGGAAGUGCACCCACUCCCCUCAACCCACCACCCGACAGAUAUGCAACACCUUUGCCUGCCCCCAGUGGGUGACCAUGGAGUGGUCUCAGUGCACAGUGACGUGUGGCCGUGGCCUGCGUUACCGGGUGGUUCUGUGCAUCGACCCGGGGCAGCACAUUGGAGGCUGUGAAGCAUCACUCAAACCUCACGUUAAAGAAGACUGUCUGGUUCCUAUCGCCUGCCACAAGCCUCGAGAACCUCUGCCAGUGGAGGCCAAGGUGCCCUGGUUAAAACAAUCCCACGAACUGGAAGAACAGCGCACUGCUACCGAGGACCCCACAUAUGUACCUGGGCCCUGGUCAGCCUGCAGCACCACCUGUGGGCCUGGCAGGCAAAAUCGGGAGGUGAAGUGCCAGGUGCUACUCUCAUUCACCAAGACGCAGGUGGACCUUCCAGAGGAGGAGUGUGGUGAAGAGAGACCACAGCUGCAGAGGCCUUGCACCCAUGGGCCAUGUACAAAUGUUCCAGGUAUCUCUGCAGGCCUCCAGGAACAUUCGGCCCUUAACAUACAGACAAAGGAACUGUACAGCUGGGACUACAGGGGCUUCACUGUUUGCUCAGCCACAUGUGCUGCUGGGAAGCAGACAGCAGUUGUGAGGUGUGUGAACAGGAAGCAGGGUGAGGAAGUGGAGGACUCUCUGUGUGAUUCAUCCAGCAGGCCCCCAGUAAUGAUCCGCAUCUGUUACCCUGAGCCAUGCCCCCCGAGAUGGGAGGUGACAGCAUGGACCGGCUGCUCUGCGUCCUGCGGCGUCGGCAUACAAACCAGGAGUGUGUUCUGCAUGCGUCUGUUGUCCUUUGAUCAGCAGGAUACUGUGACUGUGUCAGAGGACGAGUGCAGGGAAUUCAAACCUGCCAUCCUGCAACCCUGCAACCAGGUUGACUGUCCUCCAGCCUGGGAGACCGAGCCUUGGCAACAGUGCUCCCAGUCCUGUGGUGGGGGUGUCCAAGUGCGGAAGGUCUACUGUAAGCAGCUCCUGUCCACAGGAGCCCGUAGAAGACUUGGAGACAGGGCUUGCUCCGGGGGCAAACCUGCCACGAACAAAGGCUGCAGCAAUAUUGACUGUCUGCCCCAUUUGUCAGGAGGAGAUUGGGGAAAGUGCUCGGUGUCCUGUGGUUUGGGGAUCCAGCGUAGGGAGCCACUGUGUCGCCAGCUGACCGCCACGGGCCACCAGGAGGCGCUGCACAGGGAGCUGUGCUCAGGGUUGACCUCUCCACCACUCGUACGGACCUGCCGAAUGAUGGCCUGUCCCAAAGAAGAGAUGAGACCCAAAGAAAACCAGAAGGUUCUGGUGAAGAACCAAGUAAGGCAGACAGUGAGACGUCCACCAAAGACCAGAGGCUAUGAGGAGGGGGUUAAACAGUGUCCAGUGCUCAUGGGUAUUCACAAAAUCUACAUCCAAACCCGGAAGGAGAAGCGCCUCCACCUGACCGUUGGUGGCCACGCUUACCUCCUACCCAACACCUCCCUAGUCAUCAAAUGCCCCGUCAGGAGGUUCCCCAAAGAGUACAUCCGCUGGCUGAAAGACGGACGCCUCCUCUCCAGCUCCAAACAUCUGGCCGUCACCAAAUUUGGCUCUCUGAAGAUCCAAUUUCUGAAUGCAGAUGAUAUCGGGGUGUACAAGUGUGUCGCUGGACCAGCCUCGGACAUCUUCACCCUCCAGCUCAUAGGUGCUGACAGCAAACCAACUGGCAGACUGGCUACAGCCAGUCCCCCCAAAUGGGAGGACAUGCUGCCUAGUUGCCAUAGGCACCCCUCAGGCAUCGAGCUGAUGUGGCUUGGAGUUAGUGUGUCUCUGCUGCCCCCUGGUGGCCAAGAGGCAUUGCUGCAGCCACAGGUGGAGGAGAGGCUGAUUAAUAUCACCCUGAAGGCUGAUAGAGGAGAGAUGCAACAGGAGGAGGCUUCACAACUCAUCUCCUCACUGCUGAGCCACAUGUCUGCUGCCCAGCUCUGGACCAGGACUACAGGGGGUGGAGGACAAGCUAAAGACAGACUGCCCAACUGGUCAGAACGAUCGUCAAUGGAAUCAAAUGCGAAAAGACCAGUAAUAAUCAGACAGCAGCACACCCAUCCACUGGCUUUUCAGAAGAACAUCAACAUCAGCAUUGGACAGAGCACCCUCCUCACCAAUACUACCCGAUCACUGACCAUACGCUGUCCUGCAGAGGGCUUCCCUCCUCCCAAAAUCAGCUGGACCAAAGAUGGAGCUCUGCUGCGGCACACUGACAGGGUAUCCUGGGAUAGCUCCGGAGGACUCCACAUCCUUCAGCCCAGAGUGUCUGACAGAGGCCAGUACAAGUGCACAGCCACCAACACACACGGCUCAUACUCAGAGACAUCUCAGCUACUGGUGGCAGAGCCACCAGCCAUCGCAGUGUCAUGGAGGAAUGUUUCAGACCAUGGGGUGGUGUUAGGCCACAGCUUGAGGUCCACGGUUGGAGGACGUAUCAGAGUUCGCCCAGGCGCCAACCUCACUCUGGAUUGCCCUGUAACUGGCAUUCCUCCACCCACAGUGACCUGGAACAAAAAGAAUGGACCAUUAGGAGCCAUUGCUGUCUCACUGCCCUCUGGCUCACUGUGGAUCAGAAAUGUUUCUCUGCACAACCAAGGCAUCUACUUAUGCACAGCUACUAACGCCAUCGGAAAGUCCACUGCUUCUACCGUCCUGCUGGUCUAUGGUCAAAGCCCUGCUGGGGGAAGUAAGGUAGUUCCAGUCUCACAAGAGCUGAACAGGAGAAGGGUCCUCAUGGCAUCAAACCGUGGGACGAGUGUCUUUAUCAAGCCUGGAGACAUUCUACGUAUAGGGUGUCCAGUCCUCGCUGACCACAAACUGCCAGUGCUGUGGGACUACAACAACCUGACCCUGAAGGAGGUUUCAACUCCAGAACAGACUCAGGGUCCUGGUCAGGGUCAAGGUCUGCAGCACAGGAUGCUGGUUGGAGGCCGUGUCCUUGAGGUCAAUACACUCCAGGUUAAGUUCUCGGGCCGGUACCGAUGCCAGACCCUUAUCAACAGUACCAGACAAAUGCUGUCUGCCUGGAUGGACGUUCACAUUGAAGAGUUCAGCUGGCGUUUUGGAGAAUGGACCACAUGCAGUGCUUCUUGUGGGAAUAGAGGAACUUGGCUGCGGAGGAUUGACUGUGUCAAUCUGGAUGGAAAGGCUGUUCAGACCACCAUGUGUCAGCACAUACCAAAACCAAUCACUACUCCAGUCACCUGCAACAGACAGGACUGCCCCCCCAGAUGGUUGGUGUCAGAGUGGUCCAAGUGUUCGGCCUCAUGUGGAGGAGGCUGGAAGAGGAGGCAGGUGUCCUGUCAGCAGCUGGAUGCCAAAGGUACCGUGAGGACGCUGACAGCAGCUGCCUGUGAGAGGACGAGCCGGCCCGCAGACUCAGAGCAGUGCACCGCCAAUAACUGUCCCACCUGGGUAACCAGUGCCUGGGGGAAGUGCUCGGGGAGGUGUUUAGGCCACGUUGCCACCGUUCAGAAGAGAUCUGUCAUCUGCCAACAUGCCAACGGCUCCUCGUACACAGACUGUGAUCUCAGAGACAGGCCUGUGUCGGUACGCAACUGUUCCUCUGACCUGUGUGAUGUCCAGUGGCGUCCUGGUGCGUGGCGGGCAUGCACUGUAGUCUGUGGGAGUGGCUUUCAGUCCCGCAGGGUGGACUGUGUUCACCGCAGGAGUGGCAGGACUCUGGCCGACCAGCACUGUGCCUGGAUCCAGCAGCCGGCCACCUGGCAGAACUGCAACACCACCAGCUGUGGGAGUGAAUGCAAGGACACCACCCAGUACUGCAAUGUGGUGAAGAGACUGAAGCUGUGUUACAUGGAUCUGUACAAACAGAGAUGCUGUGGGUCCUGUUCACAAGAUCCGGACUCCACCUAGUGGCAGUGAGCAGUCAUAACCACUCUACAUCUUGUAAAACAGAUGGACUACAUGAGACGGGUGACUGUGCAAAUACUGAAAGUACGUUAUCGGUGAAAGGAUGCACAUCAUCUAUGAAAGAACUGCACAUAUAUAAACUGGACAAACUUCAGUCCAUUUUUUUUUCAUUUCUUAAAAGUAACCUGAACAGAAGCUCAAAAGCUUGGGAAGUUAAGUGGGGUUUACUUUCCCGAUUUGGACCCAACCUCCUUAUAUGAGGACAAGUGUUCCCUGUGUGGAUCAAAUGGAGUUUUCUGGACUCUCCUGACAUUUAAUUUACAGUGGCAUUUAUUGAUUAUAUUCUUUGAUUAUAUGGUUUGACGGUAUUGUCCUUUAUUAGUUAUGAGUCAUCAGCCAAUCAUGUCAUCCGCUCCUGAUAUAAUUGAGGUUCUUUAAAUCAGCAGCUUCAUGAAAACAGCCUAGAAUUGUUGCAGUCAUACACACAUACUUUUUCUUUCUUUAUUUGUUAAAUUCUUGUUUUUUUGUUUUUGUAAAGUUAGUCAUAUGAAAUAUAAAAGCUUAUUACAACUUUGAUCAAAUUUUCAUAACUUUGACCGUUAUUUCUACUCACCAAUUUGCUGAGAUCUGGCAACAAUGUAUAAUUGCUACAUGAUUUGUAAGAGAGCUUGUAAACAGGCUGUACUGUCCAAAUCACUUUAUUUGGAGGUAAAAACUGAAAGGGACUGCACCCAUAAUGAAUGAAUAAUAUUAUUUGAUAUUGGUUAUUAGGAUAACAAUGACCAAAUAAGACCCAAGUCAUAUUAAAUUGAAACUACAAUUUAAUAUAUUCCUGACUAUCCCUUCCAUUAAAUCGGUUCAGUAUGUCACGUCGCUUUAAGGAGCUGCUAACCUGAAGAUAACUUCUGUGGGUUUCAAUGUGUUUAAGUGUCGUGUGAUGCAGUUUUGAAGGCUUUUACAUCCUGAUAAGUUUAAAUGUUUGGUAGACACACUGAAUUAUUGUUCUUCUUUGACAAGAACAUUUUCUAAUUGAAAGAUAUUGACCCAAAAACAUCACCAAAAAAACACUAUUGGUGAGUUCAGUCCAGAAUGUCAUGUCGGUCUUUUAAACCCAACACUUGUUAAACAAACCUUUAUCACCAGAUGGGAUGUUGAUACUGGACAAUUCAGCAAAACCCUGGCUUAUGUUCAGUGCAAACUCUUUUGAAAGGAUCUAUUUCUACUCUAAUCUGUGUUGCAAUUACAGGAUGCUGUGGAUGGGGCAAGAUAGCGGUUAUGGAAAAUAAGCUAUGGUUAAAGGAUAGGCAACUCUUAGAAAAAUCAGUCAACACACCGAGUAGAACCCCAUUCAGCCAGGAGGAGCCCCAAACCAAAAGAAAACAGGGUAGUAGACAAGUGAGAUUAGAGAAAAAGAAUCCAGAAGACAGUGGGACAUCUAAGGCUAACCUGACUGGGGUUGGGCAUCCUAGCUGACAUGGUUGGAGUAUUGGCGAAGAGGUGGUUGAGGGAUUAAAAACCAGGGCCAGAAAAAGAGGCCAAGAUCUGGAUGACUGUGACUCAGUGGAGAGCAGGGUCGUCCUCCAAUCAGAGGAUUGGCGGUUCGAUCAGUCCAUGUCGAUGUGUCCUUGGGCAAGACACUUAAUUCAAAAUUGCUCCCACAGGCUGUUCCUGCGGUGUAUAAAUGUGUAUGAAUGUUAAUUAGUUGGGCAGGUGGCACCUUAGUAGCCCCUCCCAUCAGUGUAUGAAUGGGUGUGAAUGGGUGAAUGAUGACAUGUAGUGUCAAACGGCUUUGAGAGGUCAGAAGACUAGAAAAGAGCUAUACAAGUAGAGUCCAUUUACCAUUUAAAGAGUCAAGGCUGAUUAAGAUUAGAAUGAACUGGUAGUCAAGGAGAUAAAAGGUGAACAAAGGUGGGAUUAGCCAUUGAGACGAGGAUGGUAAGGAUAUGGGUAACCGUUGGUUAGUGUUAGUGUCACAAACUUCAAUCUUCUGCAGGAACGUCAGAUGUGCUCCACACCCAUCGACCACUCCAGCCUCCACAACCUUACUUUACUACAAUAAAGGACAGAAUGCUUCUUGCAUUUGCACUGAAUAGUGGCACAAAUCAUGUACUGCAGAAUCAUCCAGUAUGAACAUAAAUUCCUGGGGUCAAAAUCCUUAAAGACCAUUCACUUGUGUGAAGGUGCUGGGCUGCGCUUGUGGUCAACUGUCACUGAUGAGAAAAGAGCAGCUGCUGUUGGUGAAGCUUCAGUUGUGAAAACAUGAAUUCAUAUUUACAUAACCAUCAACGCCACUGUUACCCAUGACAACACCGAAGCUUUUCUGAAAUAAUCACGGUACUACACGUGAAGAACAGAAGUAAAACAGACUCUACAGUCAUUACCGCAACACUGAUUUUUGACUCACGGAUCUAUUUGUGUUAUCUUUUUGGGGUUUAUCAUACCAAUGUGCUGCAUUGUAAAAUGUCUUGUAUAUACUGUGUUCAAAGUGCAAUAUCCUAUAUUGAGUGUAUGUAGAUUGUGUGCGACUUUUAUUUUCUUACUUAUUCAUGGUUAAGGUGUCUUUUUAACUCCUGGUGAAGAGCUUAAAGCAUAAAGCACGAGCACAUGUUGAUUUGGUGGUAUGUUUGCUACCAUUCACCUGGUUUUAUUUGCAUGUGUAUAAGCGAUAUCUCUGAUGUUUUAUAACUCGGUUAUGAAAUUCCACACGGUAACAUGCAUUCUUUAUUGUUCCCUCCUGGCUACUGAUGGCUAUACAGUGUAUCUGAUGUGGUAACAUAAUGCUGCGUUUGGAUUUGUGGCUGUACUGAGGGAAUAUGAUGUAGAACAACAAAUUAUUUAAGUGCUUUGGAUAACAUGGCAAAGGAAUAAAGACAGUUUGAUCACUUCAUAAA